Drosophila elegans is the source of this 2482-nucleotide messenger RNA. RefSeq lists its product as uncharacterized. The transcript has 8 exons. Bases 155 to 2203 code for a protein of 682 amino acids. Lineage: Eukaryota; Metazoa; Arthropoda; Insecta; Diptera; Drosophilidae. The record is from RefSeq and is a predicted model, not a curated record.
CUUAGAGCUAUACGCCCAGCUGAGCGGUUUGUUGGUCAUUAUUGGUAAAAAUUUAACUUUGAAAUGUGCGUAGAUCAGUUACAAUAAGUUGGGCGACGCCGCUGCCCUCAAAUUGCAUAGCACUAAUUGGAGAAAGACUUAUAAAUUAUUCAAGAUGCGUUUUGUCCGCCGGGGAACUGUGCCGAAAAUCACAGCCGGUUGCUGUGUGGUGAUACUGAUGGUUACUCUGUAUAUGUUGAACGACGAGCGGGACUUGGAUAAGAACGUCAAGAUCGAAAUUAUCGAGCGUUCGAUAAGAUCGGCGGUGAAUCAGGGCGAGUGCCGCCAUCCCCAUCUGCCCCUGGACAAUCCGGUCAUCAUGAAGUUCUACAAGCCGGUGGAGCGAAUCAACUGCGGCGAGAGAAUGGACUGGGUGAUGUGCGAGAAAUCCAUUUGCUUUGUGCGUCCGGAAAUUGCGUCCAGCCAUGAGGAUGUGACCUGUUCCUACACGGACAUCAUCCGCAAGUCGGACUACAAAGUGCGCUUCGGAAGAACGCUGCGCAUAAAGGAGCCCUACGUCCUGCAGGCCAGUGACUUCGUCAAGGUUGCCUGUCGAUCCUCCAGCGGCGAGAGUUGGUUUGGCAUGGCCCAUGGCAUUCGGGACACUGUACCCCGGCCCCUGGCUGCCAAUUUCUCGCCGAAUUUGGCUGUUUUGCCGCCGGAGGCUGUGGCCCAGGCUCAGCUGCAAAUGCAGGAUGUGCCCACGGCCUCCUUCUACAAUGUCCUCAUGUUCGGCUUUGAUUCACUGAGCCGCAACGCCUUUAUGCGUAAGCUGCCCAGGACCUAUGAGUAUCUCACACAACAACUGGGCGCCAGCGUUCUCAAGGGCUACAACAUCGUGGGCGAUGGAACGCCGCAGGCCCUGGUGCCCCUGCUGACGGGUUUCACGGAACUAGAGCUGCCGGAGACGCGUAAGCGAUUGUCCGGAGCGGGCAGCGUGGACUCGUACCCCAUGAUCUGGAAGGACUUUGCCGGCCUGGGCUAUAUGACUUCGUUUAACGAGGAUCUGCCCAAUGUGGGCACUUUCACCUACCGCAUGACCGGCUUUGAGGCACAGCCGGUGGACCAUUACCUGCGGACCUACUAUGUCCAGGCGGAGCAUAUGGCCGCCGAGAGCCAGCCCAAUUGCAUUGGCCACCAGCCGGAUCAUGUGACCAUGCUUGAGUACACCAAAAACUUCAUGCUGAAGUAUCGCGAUGCCCCGCGCUUUGUGUUCAGCUUCCAUGGCGGCCUGUCACACGACUCCAUCAACCUGGUGGGCGCAGCGGAUGAUGAUGUCCACGAUUGGCUGGUGGCGCUCAAGGAACGGUCGCUGCUGGACGACACAAUUCUGAUCAUGAUGGCCGAUCAUGGCAACCGGUUUGCCGAGGUGCGGGCCACACUGCAGGGCAAACAGGAAGAGCGACUGCCCUUCUUCAGUUUCGCGUUUCCCGAGUCGUUCAAGAAGCGCUUUCCGCAGGAGUACAAGAACUUUGUGGCCAACGAGCAGCACCUCACUACGCCCUUUGACAUUCAUGCCACACUGAAGCACAUUAUACAACUGCAAACCGCUGGCGCAGAAGAUCAGUUGGGAGAGCGCAACGAUUUGCAAGCUGAACCCAACCUGCCCGGAAUUCACAUCUCUGAGCUGGCACGGGGUCGAGCCAUGUCACUCUUGGAACCCAUUCCCAGCAACCGAUCCUGUGCCGACGCGUACAUAGAGCCACACUGGUGCGCGUGCCUCAACUGGCUGCCUUUGCAGCUGAACGACACGCGGUACAGCGGCAUCAUUCUCAAGGCCGCCGAGAGCAUCGUGAGUGCCAUCAACACGGCCACGGUCGAGCAACGCCAGCACUGUGCACCUCUGCAGCUUCUACGCGUCAACUGGGCACUGCGCCUGCAACCGCACAAGGAGCUGCUGCAGUUCAAGACGAACAGCGACCGGGACGGCUUCCUGGCGGACAUGACGGGCCAAACGCUGGUGCGGGAUGAGAUGUACCAGCUGCAGCUGGUUACGCUGCCCGGCGAGGGGCUGUUCGAGGCGAGCGUGGCCUACAGCUUGCACACGUUUAGUGCCACCACGAAACUCACGGACAUCUCGCGAGUUAACAAGUACGGAAAUCAGGCACGUUGCAUAUACGAUCGGGAUCCCGAACUGCGAAAGUAUUGCUAUUGCCGCAACUGAUGUGCCAUCACAGACCUAGUCCAAAACAUAGUAGAACUGCUAAUCAAUCAACUCAAAUAGAUUUUUGCACUGUUUGCUGAUUUUUUGAUUUCCUGUAGGUAUUAGGUGUUUUUCUAUUUUGCCCAAAGAAAGCGUCACUGUCUCUUUUUAAGUUAAAAGAUCUGCCUCAGUUUGUAAUAUAGGUUCCUUUAAUAACGAUAGUAUUGUAUUAAUUAAUGAAAAAUAUUUUUUGUAUGUGCGAAGAAAAUAAAUCAAGUCAAAUCAUGACUUAUGAAUAAA